UGGUGGUAGGUGGCGGUACAUUGCUAUUGAAGAGACCGUAUCUUGAACUGGCUCGCUCACGAGCAGCCACUUGCCCCUCCACACCUUCCCAUUUCGCUGUACAAACCUAAACCAUCCCCACCCACACCCAAUCACCUCCACCAUGCCUCCGCCGGAAAUUCCACCCUCGGGCGAUCCCCGCCGGGUAGCCCCCCACAUCGCCCUCCUCCCCAGCGCUGGCAUGGGCCACCUCGCCCCCUUCUGCCGCCUCGCCGUCGCCCUCUCCGACAGCGGCUGCGACGUCUCCUUCAUCACCAUCCAACCCACCGUCUCCUCAGCCGAGUCCCGCCACGUCGCCACCCUCCUCGCCGCCUUCCCGCGCCUCCGGCCCCUCGACUUCCGCCUCGCCGACUUCGACCCCUCCGCCUUCGCCUCCACCGACCCCUUCUUCCUCCGCUUCGAGGCGAUCCGCCGCUCCGCCCACCUCCUCCCCACUCUUCUCGCCGCCACCUCCCCGCCGGUCUCCGCCCUCGUCGUCGACAUCAGCUUGGCCUCCGAGUUCCUCCCCGUGGUCACCGGCGUCGGCCUUCCGUGCUACCUUCUCUUCACCGCCUCUGCCGCGAUGCUGUCCCUCUGUGCACACUUUCCAGCGUACAUCGCCAACAGAACCACCGCCGGCGUCGGCGACGUCGACAUCCCGGGGCUGUGGACAGUUCCCAAAGCCUCCAUCCCGCUGCCGCUCUACGACCCGAACAACCUCUUCACUACCCAAUUCGUCGAGAAUGGUCGAAUCCUUCAGAAAGCCGACGGCAUCCUGAUCAAUACAUUCUAUGCCUUGGAGCAGGAGGCGCUGGACGCGCUGAACCGGGGGAAGGUGGUGCCCGGGCUUCCUCCAGUGGUCGCCAUGGGACCGCUGAAACCCGUGAUGGGUUGCGAAGGAGGCUCGGCGCUCCCCUGGCUCGACGCCCAGCCGGCCCGGUCGGUGGUCUACGUGAGCUUCGGGAGCCGGACCGCCAUGUCGGUGGACCAGAUGAAGGAGUUGGGAAGUGGGCUGGAGAGGAGUGGAUGUAGGUUCUUGUGGGUGGUGAAGAGCAAGGUGGUGGACAGAGAGGAAGAGGUGGAGUUGGAGGAGUUGUUAGGAGAGGAGUAUCUGGAAAGAGUGAAGGAGAGGGGAUUGGUGGUGAAGGGGUGGGUGGAGCAAGAGGAGAUCCUGAGGCACAGAGCCGUCGGUGGGUUCGUUAGUCAUUGUGGGUGGAACUCGGUGACCGAGGCGGCGUUGCACGGGGUGCCGAUCUUGGCGUGGCCGAGGAUGGGGGACCAGAGGGUGAAUGCGGAGGUCGUGGCAAGGGGUGGGCUUGGGAUUUGGGUGAAGGGGUGGAGCUGGGAAGGUGAGGAGAAGGUGGGGAGUGCGGAGGACAUCGGCGAGCGCGUGAGGGAGCUGAUGGAGGACGAGGGCUUGCGGGCGUCGGCGGCGAGAUUGGGGAUGGAGGCUGUGAAGGCUGUGGCUGUGGACGGGAGCUCAGGUCAAGGGCUGGCACAGUUCAUAGGAAAGCUUUGAAGGAGUCGUCCAGGGGGAAGUUGGUUGUGUGAUGAACGAGCUGCUGGUUUUGCUCGUUCUUUGUUCUAAAUAAUGCGGCUGGCUGUUUGUGAUGGACGAUUAUGCAUCUCUUUAGCAUUUGUUUGUGUCAAACUGAUCUUCUCUUUUGGAUUCACAAUGUGUCUACUUCCCUGUCUUGGCAACAAUAUAUAUUAGUUUAGACUGUUAAAAAGCA
Molecule: messenger RNA, 1751 nt
Organism: Elaeis guineensis (African oil palm)
Lineage: Eukaryota; Viridiplantae; Streptophyta; Magnoliopsida; Arecales; Arecaceae
Product: UDP-glycosyltransferase CGT
Molecular function (GO): UDP-glucosyltransferase activity
Source: RefSeq, a predicted model, not a curated record